UCUAGCCCGACUAACACUGGUCUGCUUCCAUUUAAUUUGGCCCAUUGUAGCUUCCUUUUCUUCCCUCCUUCCCAGUUUCAGUUCCUCACUGUUACUUCUUCUGAAUCCUUACACAUUGCCCAUGUCCUCAUUAUUACAAAAAUUUAUAAAUAAUUCGUGCACGUAUCUCUAAACUACAAACCUCGGAAUCCCACAUACACUCACACACUAACUAUCACCAUCCCAUAUUCUUUCUUCCCCCUUUUUGGCCUUUUUUUGUUUUGAUAGAUCAAAAUGCCUUUUCAGCUCAGAAUUCCAUCCAGCAAUUCGUACUUUCAAAAUUGUUGAUUUGAGCUCGAACAGCUGCUCGAUUUCUGCAGGGAACUCAUCUUAUGCCGCUAUAGCUGCUGGGCUUCAAUUAAAAAAAAAAAGAUUUUUUUUUACUAAAAGGAUGGCGAAUUGGAAGUUGAAGCAUUGCUGCAACCAUGAACAAAUCGUCUUCCUCAUCUUCCUUGGUGUCUGCAGCGUUGUUAUCCUGGCUCUAUGGAGAACUGUAUUGCUGAUGCCAUUUAAGCUUAUCACGGUCUUCCUUCACGAAGCAAGCCAUGCCGUUGCUUGUAAACUCACUGGUGGCCAUGUGGAAGGGAUGCAAAUUCAUGCUGAUGAGGGAGGCGCGACACAUACCCGUGGGGGCGUAUAUUGGUUUAUCCUGCCAGCAGGAUAUCUUGGUUCGUCAUUUUGGGGGAUGAUGUUGAUACUUGCUUCCACGGAUCUUAUCACAGCAAGGAUUGCCGCUGCCUGUUUAGCCGUAGCUUUAUUAGUUGUCCUAUUUGUGGCGAAAAAUUGGACACUUCGAGGACUUUGCAUUGGAUUUAUUAUCUUCCUAGUUUUGGUCUGGGUUCUGCAGGAAACGACAAAGAUUCGCAUUCUUCGGUGUCAUGAACAGCUUGUUUUCUGUGUAUGACAUUUACGGUGAUCUAAUAUCUCGUAGAGUUGCUGCUAGUGAUGCUGAGAAAUUCGCCGAGGUGUGCACCUGUUGCAGUGGUGUUGGUUGGGGUGUCAUCUGGGGAUUUAUAUCCUUCUUGUUUCUUUGUGCUGCCACAUAUCUUGGUAUGGUGAUUCUGUCCUCCUGAGGUGUUUCUCUCGUAAUGUACACUUCUCCAUCAACACGGAGCCAGAAGAUCCAUUGACACGCCGGAUGUGUGUAGAACGCGGACUGAACAACCGGCAAAUGCCAUUGAUUCCGGGAUUAUUUUGAUUUUUUUUUUAUAUAUGCAUUCUGGAAGCCAAGAAAGGUCUUUACGUUGUAACACUUAAUAGGAGGAAAAUUGUUGCCAUUUGGAUAGAAUGAAUGAGAAGGGUUAACAAAGAGUUCUCUUUCUUCAUCACCAGUUUAAUAGAUAGAUCUGUUUUUGUUGUUAUUUCUUGGCGCCCAUUAUGCACACAACGCAUUUGAAAUUUCACAUUUAUAUCUAAGAAGAACUUAUGUGAUUUGGGGGAGAUAAUUUUACUCUCUCAAUUCAUCAAAGUUUCCUGGAUCAAUAAUUCAUCUUUUU
This is a messenger RNA of Oldenlandia corymbosa var. corymbosa, 1535 nucleotides long. Lineage: Eukaryota; Viridiplantae; Streptophyta; Magnoliopsida; Gentianales; Rubiaceae. The record is from the annotation of a GenBank genome assembly.